Molecule: messenger RNA, 4380 nt
Organism: Colias croceus (clouded yellow)
Lineage: Eukaryota; Metazoa; Arthropoda; Insecta; Lepidoptera; Pieridae
Product: NEDD4-binding protein 2
Exons: 8
Coding region: 290-4090 (1266 amino acids)
Source: RefSeq, a predicted model, not a curated record
ACCCACUCCCAGAGCUGUCAUAUAUUGAAUACUGCGCGUCACAAUACCUAUCUAUCUUCAUAGAUAUUAUAUAUCUAUUCUGUGACAGUUUUCGGAAAUGCAUUUUAUGUAGUGAUAACAAGGUUGAAAUUCGUCUGCAUAAACGAUAAACCCUAACUGUUUGCCCGGAACCUAGGUUUGCUGCAUUGAUUGAUUCCAGCUAUGCACAGUAUUGAUUUAUGAGAUGCGUCGAGCGUAGGGCGGGCGGUGCAACAUGUCGUUUCGCUUUGUUUAGUAAAUAUCUACCACAAUGUUUUUGUUUAACAUUAGAACAACAACUUAUCAUCAUAUUUUUAUUCCACAUUUUAUACCUGUGGAUCAAUCAGCAAAUGCAUUGAUGAAUAUUGCUGGCGAUUUAAAUCCAGCAAAUUUUGGUCAACAAAGGCCUGGUUUCAACAGUAAUAUACCUCAUGCAUUCACAAAUUUCACUCCAAAUUACAACCAUCCUCUACAAAAUGCUAUGUCGUAUGCUCAUGCCUCACAAACAGCAAGACAGAGUAAUCAACCACCGCCUACUGCAGCAGCUGCAGCAUCUCCUACAACACCUACCGCAGCACCUACUGCAGCACCCACAUCAACUGCAACAUCUACUGCAACAACAACUGGAGCACCUAUUGCAACAUCUAUUGCCACACCACCUGUAGCACCUGUUCCACAGCCAACUCCACAACCUGCGCCAAAAAAAAUUUUCAGCAGUACCCAAUGGAAUGACACAAUUCGUGAAGUCAUAUUGAAUUACAACAAUGGCUGGAGAAUACUUGUACUUAUGAGAGGAGCACCUGGAAGCGGAAAGACUUUCUUAUCUCGAGAGAUUCUUCAAAUGACUGUUGGCAUAGUCAAAAAUGAUCAAACACACAUAAUGAGUACUGAUGACUAUUUUAUGCACCGGGGAGUAUAUAGACAUGAUAGAAAUAGAUUACAUGAUGCACAUCUAUGGAAUCAAAUUAGAGCUCAAAAAGCUAUGUCACAAGGCAUCAGUCCUGUUAUCAUUGACAACACAAAUAUAGAGAUAUGGGAGAUGGAUCCAUAUGUUAAGGCAGCUGUAAACAAUGGUUACAUUGUGACUGUGGUAGAACCACAAACUCCGUGGUCUAAAAAAGUGCAUCAACUUGUUAAGAAAAAUGUACAUAAUGUUCCCUUUUCAUCUAUACAAAGAAUGUUAGAUAAUUAUCAGAAUGGUGUUACUGGUGAUAUGCUUGUUUCCAUUAGCGGAAUUAAAUAUCCAGCAAACCUCACACCCCCUGUUAUGCGAAGAUUUCCGCCACUUCCAAUAGAAUUGCAAAACAAUAUUUCAGGAACAGAGACAGAUGCAAGUUCUCCCAGUAGCACACCAAUUCAAAAUGAUGCAGUAAGUGGCAAUGCAUUGGAAGGUGCUUUCAAAAAUUCCAGCUCAAUUCAAAAUGAAAAUAUUGAGGAAGGUAUUUCAGAAAGUGCAAUUGGAAAUGUUUCAUCUAAUUGUAAUUCAGAAUUGCAAUCUGAUAAAUUAUCAACAGAUGUUGAAAUGGUUGCCCAAAAUACAGAUGAUAAGCAAGCUAACGUGAAGACUAAAACAUAUGCUGAGUUUAAACAACAAUUAGAAAAAUUUGAACAAGUUGAAAAAGCUUGGGAUAAUGGAGAACAAUGGGAAGAAAAUAUUCAAGUGGCGUCAUCUUCACAAGCAAGUCUACCUUCUGUGUCAACGCUCUCAAAGCCACCAAGAAAUAGAGAAAAAAGAGAUAUAGAGAGACCAAUAAUAUCUUUAAAUCCAACUAAUGAUUGGAGUCAGUUGUCACGGCUUCCUUCGUCGAGUAACAGCUCUCCAAAAAUUGUGGAAACUACCACACCAGUAAUUAAAAAGGCAUCCAGCUCAACUGGUUUUGAAAUUGGAGAUACUGAUAUCAAUAGUAAAAACAAUCACUUUAAAGUGAUAAAUGCUGUACCUAGAGAUAUCAAUAUUUUCGUUACAGACAAAAUUGAAAAAAUUCCAGACCAACGAAUGUUUGAUAAAAGCACUUCAACUAAUAAUGAACUCAUAUUGAUGAAACCUAUAAGAUGUCAAAACGAAGAACAACAUUUUAAAGCUUUCAGAAGGAUGUUUAGCCACAUUCCAUCAGCUGAAUUGAGAGACAUAUUUGAAAAUUGCUGUGGGGAUGUCAAUUGGGCUGUUGAAAUCGUUAUUGAUGGCAUGGAAAAUAGACAAUAUCCUUUCUCAAAUGAGGAGAAAAUCUCUGAUGAUGAAGAUGACGCCAUAAAUAUCGAGUCUUGUCAAUGUCUCGCAGCUUAUAAUCUUAUACCCGAUAAUCGUCCGAUUUUAACCGAGAAGGAAAAUCCUUUAGUUGAGAAGAUAAUUGCUGAAAGCAGUGCACCGAGUACGUCCCCCAAAAAAAUUCGUAAAGAUAUUCCAGUAUCUGAUGCGUCUAUUCAAAUUAAACGCCAAAUUGAAAAGAACGUUGUUAUUUCUGAUAAUCACUAUUCGCAACACUGUUUGAAAAUAAGGAAGUCACGUCGGGGAGAAAAUGAUGAAGCAGGAAAUGGUGAUGAGAAUAAUGAAGAUACAGUGAAAAUUGAAAAUUCCCAACUUAUGGGAAAAGAUCAAUCAGUUAUAAAUGAUAACAAUGAAAAAUUAUUCAACAAUGAAAAUUUUCCUGAUAUUAAGGAAGGUAAAUAUAAAUUUAAAAAAAGAAACUCUCUCCGGGGUGAUUCAAACCAAGCUGAAGACAUUGAAAGUAGUCUGAAUAAAGAUGAGUAUGGAAAUACAAAUGAUAAUCAAGAUAAAAAAUUUGAUUAUUUGGAAUUUAGUGAUCAACCAGGUACUUCAAAGAGCACAGAGAUACUUGAGGAUGUUCCAAGCACAUCACAAAACAACGAUUGUGACAGUGAUUUUGACGACGAUGAUUGUUUCGAUGAGGUUGAUAAAACUGUUAAUGUUACUAUUGGAAAAGAAUUUGUUAGACAAUUAGAUAGACUUUUUGGACGUGAAGAUAUGAAGUAUCCAGACAGUGUUUUACCAAAGAUCAACGCUCCUAUAUCAUUGUUAAAUAAAUUAAAUGCACUUUGGAUGGAAUCCUUGACACACCAACUAGAUCAGGAGAACAAACAAACCGAAGCUAUGAUUCAACAGGAUGCUGAAUUUGCCAGGGAACUGGCAGAUAAAGAGGAGGAGAUGUUGCUUGCCGGAAAAGAAUCACAAUUACCAUAUUUUAGUGAAAUUAUGGAUCUAGAUUAUGCUCUUUCGUUGUAUCAAAAUGAAGUUGAAGAAUGGCUCAACAGCGAACCUCGUACUCUAGCGGAUAAAUUAAGUAGAGAUAAAUUGUUUGAUUUAUUCCCUGAUCUGCCCACCGAUUUCUUGUUAAAUGUACUGGUGUCUAAUCAUAACAGAUUCAACGACACUGUCGGGGAAGUGCUCUUAUCAAUAGGUAGAGGAGACAUUGUCGAAGAGACCAAUGGGAUCGAAAAAUUUCUUAGGGACAAAGCAUUGGAGGCCAAAAAAAGAAUUGAAGAGCAGCGUACCGCGCUUUCUGCAGAAGAAUGGCCAUUGUUACCAAGGGAUGGGUUAAUUACUAUGGAAGAAGUGCAGCAGUACAGAGACGAAGCUGCACACCAGUUAAAAUUGAGGCAGAAGAGUUACCAGAAAGCGCAAGAUUACAUGCAGAAAGGUUUAUUCCCGGCAGCCUCGUUUUUCUCAAGGGCUGGAGCGUAUCACACAAAGAUGUACGAACAGGCCAAUAGUAAAGCUGCCGUGGCGCUGGCUGCAGUGAACGCGCAACACUGCAAGAGCAAUGCGACGUUGGAUUUGCACAGUUUCCAUGUGCGUGAAUCGAUGGAAUCAUUGGAUUUGUUCCUCGAUAUUCACAUACAGAAAUUGCGGCAGAUCAAAGGCAAAAAUGGCGUCAGAUCGUACACGUUGUAUUUUAUCACCGGUAGAGGGCUGCACAGCCCGAGUGGCCCGCGGGUAAAACCAGCUUGCAGGAAACGCCUGAAGGAGAGAGGAUUGUCCUAUUACGAACUGAACCCGGGUCUGCUUGCUGCUAGAGUGACUCCCCAUAACCUAUUGUCUGACGAGAUUGCUUAGCGCAACCGAGCUAUGUACCGUUGCUCAGCCCUUCCCAUAGACAUAUACAUCGGGGAAUAUGUUUGGGUUGAUGCGGGUGUUUUCGCUUCGUUCUUUUGACUAUAUAUACUGUGUAGUGUUAUUAUAGUAAGCAGUGUUAAUCUAUGGUGUCAUAAAUAUUAUCGUACUAAAAUUGUAGCUGUUUGACGUUGAAAUUCUUAGAGCCAGCGCGCACGAGCAACUUCGUCUCCGCAACUAUUUUGUCUCUCCCAUCAAUUUGUAUGAGGAGUUGCGUCGCUACGUGCGCGCAC